UGCGGGUCGCCUGGCGCCCGCAAGCCGCGUAGCGCAGCACCUGGGAAAGUACGCGAAGAAUUUCGGGCGCCGCGGCCGCGGCAAAGAAGGGAUCGAAUUAGCUUCGCAUCAUACAGCCCGGCGGGCGCUCCGCGGCCCGCGUCCCUACACCCACUGCGAAACCGCGGCCCCAACGCGCUCCGCUUCGUUUUUGUUUGCCACCGAUCUGCGCAAGCUGCAGCGCGGCCGCCCCCGCGCUCGCUUGGCCGGGCGCCCGGCCCCGGCAGCGCGACGGCCUGCCUCGGGGGCGCUCCUUCGCUCGCGGCAUUGGCGGGGUCUGCGCCCAACUCCUUGCGCGCCUUCCCACCCGAAAUGGGCCCGCCCGGCGCGG
Amoebophrya sp. A120 is the source of this 370-nucleotide messenger RNA. Lineage: Eukaryota; Dinophyceae; Syndiniales; Amoebophryaceae. The record is from the annotation of a GenBank genome assembly.